This is a messenger RNA of Saprolegnia parasitica CBS 223.65, 6750 nucleotides long. RefSeq lists its product as hypothetical. The coding region runs from base 21 to 6686 and encodes 2221 amino acids. The transcript is spliced from 18 exons. The record is from RefSeq and is a predicted model, not a curated record. NCBI's taxonomy places the organism in Eukaryota, Oomycota, Saprolegniomycetes, Saprolegniales, Saprolegniaceae. Gene Ontology annotation, molecular function: calcium ion binding.
CCGAGGAGCGAAGGAGUCGGAUGAAGGGCGAGCCGCAGUCCAAGCCCCGGCCCGCGAAGAAGACCCGAGAAGCCUCCAAGCUGAAGGAAGCAGCCGACGACCGACCCAUGGACAUCAGCCGCGUCUGCCGCGUGGCCGUGAGCCGCCGGGGCGUCGUGCGGGACAUGCUCCUGCACCCCGACAUGCCCGUCGAGGACCUCCAUGCAUGCCUGCGGGCGAUCUUCCCGGACGUCGGGACGCCGAUCGCGCUCAAGAACGAGACGGACACGCUCUUCCCGCUGUCGCUCUUGGCGCACCACCCGGGCGCGUUCAGCGCGGCCCGCAAGGUGCAUGCGCAUGCGCACGUCCACGCGAGCUCACUCGAGCUGGUUUGUCUUGGCGACCCGGACGCCAGCUACGCAGAGCUGACGCGGUCACUGCGCGUCGGAUGGCACGACGAAGCGCCGGCUCUGGAUCUCUCGGAAUACACGCUGUCGCAGCUCAUCGACACGUUUCGGGCGGCGGCGCCCACCGGAGGCCUCGACCGCAGCUCGUUCAUCAAGUGCUUGACGCAGCUCUGCCAUCGCAGCGACCACAACGUCUUCUCUCGCUUCUUCGACCUCUUUGAUAAGGACCGCAAUGGCGUCGUCGACGUCGUCGAGUUUGUGAGCGGCCUCUCGGUGCUCGUCCACGGCGACCGCGACGAGAAGAUCCAAGCCACGUUUACGCUCUACGAUACGAACGGGGACGGCUACAUCUCACUCGAAGAGAUGACCACGUACCUCACAUCUGUCUACCUCGUCGUUGCCGAGCUCAACCCUGCCGUCUUCCUCUCCAACCGUGUGGAUCCGAUCCAACUUGGCCAGGUUACAGCGCAGCAGUGCUUUGACGAAGCUGACUUGGACCACGACGGGCGUCUCUCCUUCCACGAGUUUCAGCAGUGGUAUGCGAGAACCAACCAACAGGCGCCGCAACAUGCCCGAGCGCUCAAAAUGCUCAACCAAAAGCAGACGCAAGAGCACGCGUCGCAGCCGAUCCAGGUCAAGUGGACGCUGGAGGCGGUCCGGGACAUGACGGGGCUCGGCGACUACACUGUCGAAGAAAUGCUCGCGCAGUUUCCACGCACGCGGUCGCUCUCGGAGACCGACUUUGUCGCGAUGAUGACGCGCAUUCUCCAGCGGCAGCGCAAACCCGUGAGCGUCGAGAUCGCAUCGCUCCUCAAGCGCUUGUACACGCUCUUUGCGGACCCGAACGAGCUGCGCACGGGCCUGAGCAUCUUGUGCGCGCCCGACGUGGACGCGGUCUUUGGCCUCGUCGACACCAACGGCGACGGGCAAAUCUCGAUGAACGAGAUGACGGCGUACUUUCGCGCUGUCUUUCGCGUAUUGCACGGCGUCACCAACGUGCACGUGCCGCUGGCGCCGGACGUGCUCGCAAUGUGCACGGCGCAGCAGAUGUUUCACGACUUUGACAUGAACCGGGACGGUAUCUUGAGCCGCCUCGAGUUCCAAGCCUGGUAUGCUACCCCGACGGCGGCGUUGCCCAAGCCUGCGCCACUCUUUCCCAACCACGCGGCGGUCGGGUCGAUCCACGUGGCGCCGGCGACGAUGACCCUCGAGCGUGUCGGGAAGCUUACGAAUCUCUGGACACGCCACCCGGCCGACGUCUUUGAGAUUCUCGCGCUGUACGUCAACGGCGACGGCGUGCUCGACCGCAAAGCCUUCUACCACGCGUUUGAGCGCCUGAUGCAGGGCGGGUCGGCCGAAGCAGAGACGCCGCAGGUCAUUGCACGGCUCUUCUCCGCGUUUGACAGCGAUGGCAACGGGGUCGUGGACUUUUGUGAGCUGAGCUCGGGCUUGAGCCUUCUUUGCGCGGGGUCGCAGAGCGAGAAGGUUGAGGCAGCAUUCGCUCUGUACGACGUCAACAAGGACGGGUUCAUUGCGUACCACGAGAUGGUGAGCUACCUCACCGCGGUCUUUCGCGUCCUCGCCGCCUUUGCGUCGACGCCACUGCCUCUUGCGCCCGAGAAGCUCGCCGAAGUGACCGCCCACGACGCGUUCGUGCAGUACGACGCCAACCGGGAUGGUCAACUCAGUUACGAUGAGUUUACGUCGUGGUACUCGACGCCCGUUCCGAGCGCGCCGCCGGCGCCUCUCACGCCCGAUCUGUCGCUGCUUCGCGACGUGCGCGAGCUCACAUGCCUCGGACAGUACGCGGUCGACGACAUCUUUGCGUUUUUCACCGCAUCGGCCAAGGAGAAUGGUGUCUUGACGAAGGCGCAGUUUUUCCGCUGCUUCAACAAGCUUUUGAGCAAGACGACGACGACGGCGCCGAAAGCGUCGAUCAAAGCCACGCUCGACCGUCUCUUCGUGCUGUUUGACGCCGAUGGAAACGGGAGUGUCGAUACGAAGGAGCUCGCAGCCGGCCUCUCGCUGCUCUGCGGCGGCUCGGCCAAAGAAAAGGUUACCGCGGCCUUUUCGCUCUUUGACACGAACGGCGACGGCUUCAUUUCGCCGUCCGAGAUGGAAACGUACCUCACGGCUGCGUUCAAGAUCCUCUUUGAGACCGCGCCGCACCUGCCGCAGCAGCUCGGAACGGACUCGCCCAUCGCAGUGGCCAAGGCCACGACCGCGCAGUGCUUUGCGUCCUGCGAUACGAACCGCGACGGCAAGCUGAGCUUGGACGAGUUUAGUGUCUGGUACCAAAACCCAAGCGCAGCGCGGACAUCACGUCCUCUGUCGAUUCCGGAUGCGCAAGCCACUCUCGGCAUGCAAGGCAUGUCCACGCGACAGCUCAUCGCUGCGCUUGGCAACGCGGCACGCAAGCCUGUGACCAGUGCUGGUAUCCUCAGCGUCCUUGGCUUACACGGAGCCCGCGCCGCGCCGGCCAAAGAAUUGCUGGAAGGGCUGCUCGCGUCCCUCACUGCAUCUGUGGCCGUGCGCGUCACGUGGCCCGAUGUCGUCGCCGGGCUAUCGGUCCUUGCACACGACGCAUCGCAGGACGACAAGGUGCAAGCGGUGUUUGCACUCAUUGACCGCAACGGCGACGGGCGCCUCUCCCAAGCCGAGCUCGCGCGGUAUUUCACUGCCGUCUUUAGCGUCAUGUAUGUUCUCGAGCCGCAAAAGCAGUCGACACUCGGUGGCGUCGGGCCUGUCGCCCUCGCCGAAGCGACGGCGGCCACGACCAUGGCCGAAGCCGACACGGACCGCGACGGCGCCAUCUCCUUUCCCGAAUUUCAGCGCUGGUAUGCGCCGGGACCGACCACGUUGGCCGACUUCCGCCGUGUGACGCGUCUCGGCGGCUUGGACGUGGACGACGUUUUUGAGACGUUUGCCGACUACGCUGACGACGCGGGCUUGAUCUCGUUUGAGCGUUUCCACGACGGCUUGGUCAGCCUUGCGGGGCGCCAUCCGGACCCGAGUUUGUCGACGGUUGCGUCGCGGCUCUUUUGCGCGUUUGACCAAGACCAGAACGAGCGCGUCGACUUUAGCGAGCUUGCGUCCGGGCUCUCUGUGCUCUGCAAAGGGUCGCGCGACCUCAAAGUCAAGGCGGCGUUCUCGCUCUACGACUACAACGGCGACGGGUACAUUUCUAUGGACGAGAUGGUCCGAUACUUGACGUCCGUCUUCCGCGUCCUCUAUGAAGUGUCGCCGGGCAUGGCCACGGAGACGGGCGUUUCGGCCGCCGAGCUCGGCACCGCGACGGCCAAGCAGGCCUUUGUCGAGGCCGAUACCAACCACGACGGCAAGCUUAGCUUGGAAGAGUUCACUGAGUGGUACAAGCAGCCGCUGCACGUGAGCGCCGAGGAGAUGGCCGUCGCGACCGGCAAGCGCUUGACUUUGGAGCAGCUUCAGCAUGCGACGAACCUUGUGCACUUUUCGGCCGAGGAAGUCUUUGAGCUGUUUGCCGAGGCCGCCAACGAGGACGGUAACUUGACAAAGGACGCGUUCAACCAGUGUUUUGCGACGCUCAUUCCGAAUGCGCCGGCCGACAUUCGCGGCUUUUUAAACCGUCUGUACGCGCUCUUUGAACACGACGGCGUCGUCGACUUUUCCGCGCUCAGCAGCGGUCUCUCGGUGCUCUGCGGCGGCUCCAAAGAAGACAAGGUCCGCGCCGCGUUCGCGCUCUUCGACUUUAACGGCGACGGGUUCAUCUCGCAAGACGAAAUGACGCGGUACCUCCACUCGGUCUUCCAAGUGCUUUACGAAGUGGGCGCGCACACGGUCAAGGAUGUCACGCCCCUUGAACUCGCGACUGUGACGGCCGAGCAGGCGUUUGACGAGGCCGAUCUCAACCACGACGGCAAGAUUAGCCUCGACGAGUUCAAAAAAUGGUACCAGCAGUCGAAUGCUGACGAGAGCCGCGCGACGCUCUUCAGCCUUCAAGAAGCGCGCCGACUCACGCAGCUCGAGCGCUUCCCGGCCGAGCAUGUCUUUGAAGUGCUCGCCGAGGCCGCCGACGCCAACGGCAACCUCACCAAAGACGCGUUUGUCCAGUGCUUUGAGUCGCACUUUGUCGUGGGUCCGAUCGUGGGGCGCGUCCACGACGUGCUCUCGCGGCUCUUUGGCAUCUUUGACGCGGAUAAGAAUGGCGUCGUCGACUUUGGCGAAAUCACGGCCGGGCUCACGCUGCUCUGCGGCGGCGCGCGCAAAGAGAAGAUCCAGGCAGCGUUCGCCUUGUACGACUACAACCACGACGGCUACAUCUCGCUAUUGGAAAUGACGCGGUACCUCAGCGCGGUCUUUAGAGUGCUCUACGAAACCGACCCGACGCUGGCCGAGAAGAUGCAAGUGACCGCUGACGAGCUCGCGCAAGUGACGGCGGAGCAAGCGUUCUUGGACGCCGACCGCAAUCACGACGGCAAGCUCUCGCUCGAUGAAUUUGAGACGUGGUACACGCAGUCCAACGGCCUUCCGAACAUCAAGCCGAACAAGAUCUCGCUGCCGUCCCUCGCCCAAGUGCGUCACCUCACGAAUUUGCACGCGUUUCCGCCGUCGCAAGUCGUCGAGUGCUUUCGCCGCGCCGCCCACGACGCGACGGGGCAGCUCACGCUCCAAGACUUUACGUCCGUGCUCCAGAGCUUUGCGACGGGUGACGCGGCCUCCGUCGACGCGGUCGCCACGCGGCUCUUUGCGAUUUUCGACACGGACGGGAACGGGGUCGUCGACUUUAACGAGCUCGGCGCCGGGCUUAGCGUCCUCUGCGGUGGCACGCAGGAAGACAAGGUCCGCGCCGCCUUUGCGCUCUAUGAUGCGAACCACGACGGCACCAUCUCCAAGGCGGAGAUGGCGUUAUACCUGACGUCAGUCUUCAAGGUGCUGUAUGAGAGCUCGCCCGAAACACAAGCGCGCCUCGCCGGCGUCUCCCCGGACGAGCUUGGCGAAGUCACGGCCGACCAAGCGUUUGAGGAGGCCGAUCUCAACCAUGAUGGGAGCUUGAGCUUUGACGAGUUUCGCAAGUGGUACCUCACCCCGAGUGCGUCGGGCCUCAACCAUGUCGAGAUGCCGUCGUGGGUGAGCCUCGCGAGCGUGCGUGAGCUCACGCAGCUGCACAAGUACGCGCCCCAGGACGUCUUCAACGUCAUUGCCCAAUAUGCCAACGACACAAAGCAACUCGACCGGGCGGCGUUUGAGGCGAGCUUCGCCGCACUCAUUCCGCUGCAGAGCAUGGACAAGGAGGCCCGACACCGCGUGCAUUUGAUUCUGGACCGCCUCUUUGAGAUCUUUGAUACGGACCAGAACGGGUUGGUCGACUUUUUGGAGCUGAGCAGCGGCCUCUCGGUGCUCUGCGGCGGGCGCAAGGAGGACCGUGUCAAGGCCGCGUUUGACCUCUACGACCUCAACCACGAUGGCGUCGUGUCGCUUGACGAGAUGACGACGUACCUCACGUCUGUCUUUAAAGUGCUCUUUGAGACCAAUCCGGGGCAGCAACCACCGGACGCGACGCCAUUAGAAGUUGUUUUCCGCUGCGAUACGAUCAUUACGGCCGAGCAGUGCUUUGAAGAGGCCGACCUCAACCACGACGGCAAGCUCUCGCUCGAUGAGUUUGUGUCGUGGUACUCCAAGACCAAUGCAACCCUCUCGGACGCGGGCAGUGCGGUGGCGAUGGCCGGCUCGGACGACGAAGCGCCGAGUGGCAGCACGUCAACGUCGGCGGGCGGCAUGGAGCGCAUCCGGUCGCUCCUCAAGCUCGACAUGUACGAGGUCGCCGACAUUUUCGAGAUCUUUGCCGAAGCCGCGCCGUCCGGCGAACUCAACUUUGCAUCGUUCCGGCAGUGCUUUGAGCACAUGGUGGAACUCGCGGGCGGGUACCCGUCGCCACAGGCCAAGCAGGAGGCCUCGGUCGUCAUCCGCCGUCUCUUUCGCGCGUUUGACCGCGACGAGAACAACGCCGUCGACUUUGGCGAGCUCGCGAGCGGCCUGAGCGUCCUCUCAGGCUCGUCGAUGGACGACAAGGUCCUCGCGGCCUUCCGCCUCUACGACAUCAACGGCGACGGGUUCAUCUCACUCGACGAGAUGGUGAGCUACAUGACGUCGAUCUUCAAGGUCAUGUACGAGACGUCGGACCGCGCCAAAGACAAGAUGGGCGUGUCGCCCGAGGAGCUUGCGCGGGCCACGGCGACGCAGUGCUUCCGAGACGCUGACGUCAACCACGACGCGCGCCUGAGCUUUGACGAGUUCAAACAGUGGUGCACGGCGAGCAUGUAAGCGAGGUUUCCGAGGUGUCGCUGCGUAAUACCUUGCGUCUUGUAUAUGUAUUUUUGCAUCUCGG